Molecule: messenger RNA, 3291 nt
Organism: Mugil cephalus (flathead mullet)
Lineage: Eukaryota; Metazoa; Chordata; Actinopteri; Mugiliformes; Mugilidae
Product: KH-type splicing regulatory protein
Exons: 18
Coding region: 128-2083 (651 amino acids)
Biological process (GO): regulation of DNA-templated transcription
Cellular component (GO): nucleus; cytoplasm
Molecular function (GO): mRNA binding
Source: RefSeq, a predicted model, not a curated record
UCACUCUCACGUUGGCGUCUCCCUCCUCGUAUUCUCCUGUUAACCUUCCCGCUUCUGCGCAGCUCGACCCGGCUAAAGCCAUCCAGCCUGCCCCCCCCGUGUGUCUAUUUGCCCCCCUGAGAGCAGCAUGUCGGACUACGGCGCUUUGCCAUCGAAUGGAGUCGGUGCUGGGAUGAAAAAGGACGCGUUUGCAGAUGCAGUGCAACGAGCCAGACAGAUUGCAGCUAAAAUCGGUGGAGACGUCGUGCCACCAGUGACAAACAACGGAGGAUCUGAGAGUUAUCCAUUCCCAGCACAGAAACGCUCCCUGGAAGAAGCAGAUGAGCCUGAUGCCAAGAAGGUAGCAUCACAGAGUGAAAGAGAUUCUGCAAUGUCCAUUGGAGCUCAACUAGCUGCCCUGUCCCAACAAAGUGUCAGGCCCUCUACAAUGACAGAAGAGUACAGGGUGCCUGAUGGCAUGGUCGGCCUCAUCAUUGGCAGAGGAGGUGAACAGAUUAAUAAAAUUCAGCAGGAUUCUGGCUGCAAGGUCCAAAUUGCACACGAUAGUGCCGGUCUUCCUGACAGAAGUGUUUCCUUGACGGGUUCUCCAGAUGCUAUACAGAGAGCCAAGGCACUUAUAGACGACAUCGUAUCCAGGGGUCAUGAGUCAACCAACGGUCAGUCUGGUUCCAUGCAAGAGAUGAUCAUCCCUGCAGGCAAAGCUGGUCUGAUUAUUGGCAAAGGAGGAGAGACGAUCAAACAGCUCCAGGAGCGAGCUGGAGUUAAAAUGAUUCUUAUUCAAGAUGGAUCUCAGCCACCCAACAUAGAUAAACCCCUACGCAUCAUUGGAGACCCCUACAAAGUGCAGCAAGCAAAGGACAUGGUUAAUGAGAUUCUACGAGACAGGGAUAAUGCUGGAUUCGGAGACAGGACUGAAUAUGGAUCUAGGAUGGGAGGAGGUGGCAUUGAUAUAGCAGUGCCCCGGCAGUCUGUGGGAGUUGUGAUUGGUCGUAAUGGGGAGAUGAUCAAGAAGAUUCAGAGUGAUGCUGGAGUGAAGAUACAGUUUAAACCAGAUGAUGGGACAGGUCCUGAUAAGAUUGCCCAUAUAAUGGGUCCACCAGACCAGUGUCAGCACGCUGCCUCAAUUAUCACUGACCUGCUACAGAGCAUCCGUGCCCGAGAAGAGGGUGGUCAGGGGGGCCCUCCAGGUCCAGGGGCAGGGCUGCCGCCUGGUGGGCGAGGGCGAGGUAGAGGGCAGGGGAACUGGGGUCCUCCUGGAGGAGAGAUGACCUUCUCUAUUCCUGCUCACAAAUGUGGGCUUGUCAUUGGCAGAGGAGGAGAGAACGUCAAGUCCAUCAACCAACAAACUGGUGCGUUUGUGGAGAUAUCUCGUCAGCCACCUCCAAACGGUGACCCAAACUUUAAACUGUUCACCAUCCGAGGGUCCCCGCAACAGAUUGACCACGCAAAGCAGCUUAUAGAAGAGAAGAUUGAGGCUCCUUUGUGUCCAGUGGGUGGUGGCCCUGGUCCAGGAGGCCCAGGGGGACCGAUGGGUCCUUAUAAUCCCAACCCUUACAGUGCAGGGCCUCCUGGUGGAGCUCCCCAUGGAGCUGCACCUGGUGGUCCUCAGUACUGUCCUCAGGGAUGGGGAAAUACCUAUCAGCAGUGGCAAGCUCCAAGUCCACAUGACCCAAAUAAGGCAGCAGCAGACCCGAAUGCAGCAUGGGCAGCCUACUAUGCACAGUACUAUGGUCAGCAGCCAGGUGGUGCCAUGGCAGCCCAGACUCCAGGAGCUGCUGCAGCAGCACCACCAGGAGACCAGAACCAAGCAGCACAGACUUCAGGGGGCCAGCCAGACUACACGAAGGCUUGGGAGGAGUAUUACAAAAAGAUGGGCAUGACCCAACAAGCUGGAGGAGCAGCAGCUGCUCCAGGAACAGCAGCAGCAGCAGCCACCACAGCAGCAGCAGCUGCAGCUGGCGGCCAGCAGGAUUACAGCGCAGCCUGGGCAGAGUACUACAGACAGCAGGCUGCCUACUAUGGACAGGCAGGACAGGCUCCUGGACAGGCAGCUGCUCCACAGCAGGGACAACAGGCGCAGUAAAUGAGUGGCUUGUUCGACUGAACGGAUGUGAUGGAUCGCUCAACCUGUUUCUUUUGUUUGUACGUUUUCUCUGUGACUUUAAAGGGAUAGCUCAGUUUCUCGGAAAGAAGCAGUAUGAGUUACUUUCCAUAGAUGAUACAUUACCUACUGUAGAUGCUGGUCAGCACGGCCCACAGUUUGGAGAAGCCAAGAGGAGUACUAGCAUGAAUGACAAACUUAAAAAAAAAAGAAUCAAAGACAGUUUAAAGUAUAUUCUGCAUUUAGAAUAUUAGCACCGGGGAACUGAAGCUGUUCUGUUGAUCUGUUCUCUUUUCAUCGCAGAGCAGAGGAGGUGCUGGUCUGUCACUGCCUCAUCUGGUUAAUUUGUUUAUUGUAUGACCAGUGUGUUGACGCUUCCGUUUGCAUUUCAAUUAACAUGUGAAAACACCACAAUAACAAAGCAGAGGGAAGACCAGCAUUCCCAUGUCUGUGAGAUAAAAUAGUUGUCUGUGGUGUGAUGGUUUUAAAGCGAUCGAUAGAAAGGCUUCAGUUCCCCAAAGGUUAAGCUGUGAUAACAUCCCGAUUCCUGAAACUGGUGUUUUUAUGUUUUGUUCCUGACCCGUCCAGCGCAGUUUGUCUUUGUGCCAGCACACCUGUAAGUAAAGCACUGUGGAUAAGUCCCUCACACAACCCUGCUUCACAGAAACAGACUGUCUCAUUAAUAAGCCAAGGCAAUGGUUACACGUCCACAAAGCCUUUUGCAUUCUCACCUUCAGGUUUGUGUUUCAAAGUCAAAACUGAAUACAGAAGAGAACACAUUUUGCCCAAGCGUUGAACAAAGCACUAAAUAAUUACCCUGGUUAAUAUUCAGUUUGUCACAUUCAACUCACCCACACUUCAUGAUCCAUCUUUUUGAUUUUUGAUUUUUAAAAAAUGUGAAAUAAUUGGCAUAUUUGCUUGCAAGCUAGCACAACAGCAUCUCAACACUGAUUCAUAUUUAAGUGGUUUUCCCUUCAGUUUCCUGAGGGUAAAAACUGUCUAGCAGUAUUUUGAAUAUAUUCAAAACGUAUGUUUGUAUGAAAGAAAAUUGGAACAUUUUGGUCUUUUUUUUUUUUCUUUGUUCCUGGUAAUUUUUUAAACUUCAUUUUUAAAAAACAAAAAAAGCAUUCCCAAUGGUUAAGUUGGAGGUGUAUUUCUCCCUGCUGUGUCAUAAAUUGUUUUCAGUUUUA